Messenger RNA from Alosa alosa (allis shad), 6023 nucleotides. It is a transcript of the gene kif26ba, whose product is annotated as kinesin family member 26Ba. NCBI's taxonomy places the organism in Eukaryota, Metazoa, Chordata, Actinopteri, Clupeiformes, Clupeidae. Gene Ontology annotation, molecular function: ATP binding; microtubule motor activity; microtubule binding. Gene Ontology annotation, biological process: microtubule-based movement. The record is from RefSeq and is a predicted model, not a curated record.
AUGGAGUCGUGGUUGAAGCGUAGUGGUAAUUCUUGUGAAAACACGGAGGGACAAGUGGCAAAGAAGGCCAAACCAGAGCCGACUCAGCUCUCUCUCUCUCUCUCUCUCUCCCUCCUUCUCAGAGCUGCCCAGAAGCUCAACCUCUCCUCCAAGAAGAGGAAGCAGCGUCCGGCUGCCCCAGUGGCAAGCGACCCUCCCCUCUUCCCCACCAACUUCAGUGGCAUCCUCCAGGUGUCCCCCCCUCCGGCCCCCCCAUGCCUCCUCCGUGCUGUCAACAAGGUCAAGGACAACCCAGGACUGGGCAAGGUGAAAGUGAUGCUUCGCAUCUGCCCCGUGUCUCCCCCGGAGACGGCCGAGUCCAGCUCCUUUCUGAAGGUCGACCCGCGCAAGAAACAGGUGACCAUCAUGGACCCGGCGUCCAACACCCAGCCCAACGCCGCCCAGAAGCGGGGCAGCUCCAAUCAGGUCCCUCCCAAGAUGUUCGCCUUCGACGCCGCCUUCCCCCACGACGCCUCCCAGGCGGAAGUAUGUGCCGGAACAGUCGCUGAGGUCAUCCAGUCUGUGGUCAAUGGAGCGGACGGCUGUGUGUUCUGUUUUGGCCAUUCCAAACUAGGGAAGUCCUACACCAUGAUCGGGCGAGACGACUCGACGCAGAGCCUGGGGAUCGUCCCCUGUGCCAUCUCCUGGCUCUUCAAGCUGAUCAACGAGCGCAAGGAGAAGACGGGCGCACGCUUCUCCGUCCGCGUGUCCGCCGUGGAGGUCUGGGGCAAAGACGAGAACCUGAAGGACCUGCUGUCCGAGGUGGCCACGGGCAGUCUCCAGGACGGCCAGUCUCCAGGGGUCUACCUCUGCGAGGACCCCAUCUGUGGGAUGCAGCUCCAGAACCAGAGCGAGCUGAGGGCCCCCACAGCGGAGAAGGCCGCCUUCUUCCUGGACGCGGCCAUCGCCUCACGCUACAGCAGCAAGCCCGACUACGACGAGGAGGAGCACCGCAACUCCCACAUGCUCUUCACUCUGCACAUCUACCAGUACCGCAUGGAGAAGAGCGGCAAGGGCGGCAUGUCGGGUGGCCGUAGCCGCCUGCACCUGAUCGACCUGGGCAGCUGUUAUGAGGUGUUGAUGCGGCUCAUUGAGCAACACCACGGGUAUUUCACCAUCGCCCUGGGCAACGUCAUCCUGGCUCUGGUCAACGGCAGCAAGCACAUCCCCUACAAGGACAGCAAGCUGACCAUGCUUCUGAGAGAGUCCCUGGGGAACAUGAACUGCAGGACCACCAUGAUCGCUCACAUCUCCGCGUCGCCAAGCAACUUCUCCGAGACUCUGUCCACCCUGCAAAUCGCCUCCCGCGUCCUGCGCAUGAAAAAGAAGAAGGCCAAAUACACCUCCAGCUCUUCGGGGGGCGAGAGCUCGUGUGAGGAGGGCAGGAUGCGACGUCCGACGCAGCUGAGGACGUUCCACUCCCGCAACGUGGUGGACCCCGACAUGCCGCUGCUGCACCUCUCGAGCGACCACGACGACUACUCCAGCAGUGAGCAGUCGUGCGACACGGUCAUCUACGUGGGCCCCAACGGCUCUGCGCUCUCCGACAAGGAGUUGACGGACAACGAGGGACCGCCGGAGUUCGUGCCCAUCAUCCCGUCGAUCCACAAGAACAAGGCGGAGCCGGCGGGGGCAGCGGGCAAAAGUGGGGCGCUGUCCCCCCAGAAGCCCCCGCUGGCCGCGUGCCAGCUGCCCCUGCUGCAGGCUGGGCUGACCCCGGUGCCCGUGCAGGCGGUCCAGCCGCUCCACUCGCAGGCGCUGGCGCCGGUGCCCGAGGAGGGUGCGGAGGCCGAGAAGCCCGAGAAGGACUGCCUCAAGUGCAACACGUUCGCCGAGCUGCAGGAACGGCUCGAGUGCAUCGACGGCAGCGAGGAGGUCACCAAGUUCCCCUUCGAAGAGGUUCCCGCCGCCUUCCAGGCCACCGUGGUCGCCGAGCCGCCCAUCAAGCGAUCUCCAACCCACCAGCAGCUGGAGGAGAUCCGCGAGGCGGUGGAGGAGGCUGAGCUGGCCCAGUCGAUUAUCGAGAGCCUGACGCAGUCGUCCGCCGCGCUGACCAGCAGCCGAAGCGUGACGGGCAGCAGCAGUGGCGGCGUCAGCCAGAUCGUGCCCCUGCAGCGCGCCAAGAGCUCCAGCCUGCACGACAGCCGCGAGUCCAUCAGCGGCGCCAGCGGCAGCGAGGGCAAGCCGCGGUCCAUGGGCUCUCCGCGCCUGGGCAUUGCCAGCCUGACCAAGACCGCCGAGUACAAGCCGCCGCUGUCGCCCUCCCAGCGCAGCAAGGUGUACACGCAGAAGUGCGUGAUGCCCGGCACGCCGCCCUCCUCGUCCUCCUCACACAAUCUGACCAAGGACGGCGGGCAGUCCUCCACGGAGUCCCUCCUAAUCCAGCCGGAGUCGCGGACCUCGCCCGUGGGCCUCCCGCCGGCAGGACGCUGGCAGCGGGUAGCUGCAGCAACGGCCACGGUCCUGCUACAGCGCCCCCUGGAGACCAACGGCGAGGACGAGCUGGUGUUCACGCUGGUGGAGGAGCUGAGCAUGGCGGUCAGCGGCGUCGUUGGCGGCGGAGGAGGAGGAGGCGGUGUCAUGCUGGAGAAUGGCCGGCCCACUAGCAUCAUCAGCUUCAGCAGUGACUGCUCUGUCCAUGCUUGGCCUCGGGCAGUGAUGGAGAGCAGUCCUGCCACAGCUUCGUUGCGCAGCACUGCUUCGGCCAGGGCGAGGCCAUGGCUGACCCGCAGCUGCCCGAAGAGGCCCAGGUGGACUCGGCGAGGAGCGCGAGCGGACGGAAGACUCCAGAGUGACACGGUUUUGGUCAAAGGGGACAAACCAAAUGAGAAGAGCACCCCUACUAAGGAGCGGCUGAGCAGGAUGUCCCCCACGAUCAGCAGGACGACAGUCUCCGUGUCCACGGUCCAGACACUGUCCACUACCAGCGGCUUAGUGCCCUUUAAAACCACCAUUACAGUGCACCCUUGUGUGGCCGUCAAGCCAAUGAUCAUCCAGGAUUUUACCUCUCUUUCCUCUCCUACUAAAACUGCCCCACACAAAGACGGCAAAUGCCCCCUGAUGCCUCUCUCCAGUGACAUCCUCUUCGAUGACCCCUGGAUGAAGAGGGACUGCGAGGACUUCAAGGUCAAAGACAUAGUCUGUGAGGUCAAGCCGGAAAAGCGCCUGGCGGACUCGGUCAAGGCCAGGGGCGGAGUGGAGAGGCGCAGCUCCAGCAGUGGCGAAGCGGUCUGCUCGCCGGACACCUUCAAGCGGGUGGUGGACGGCUGCGAGAUGGUGCUGGCCGCCUCCGACGGAACGACCGCUGCCGUGUUCUCGGCCGACAUCCUCCGCACGGGCAGCCUGCCGCGCGGCUGGCACCGGCUGAACCGCCAGGACGACCUGGAGGACGCCGCCGGACUGCGCUACGCCAGCGGAGAGUACCGAGGGCUUGGGGUCACGACCUCCACGCCCUGCAGCCCCAGAGCCACGCUGGAGAGGAGGGGCUCGUCCUCCAAGCAGGGCCUCUUCGCCCGGCAGAAGGGGAUUCCGCCGCUGCCCCCGAUACGCAAGUCCAGUCUGGACCAGAAGAACCGAGCCGGCCCACUGCACACGACCGGCAGCAUGCUGACGCUGUCCUUCCUGGGCAGCACGCCCGACGACCUCGGCGGAAACGGCAAGCAGAAAGGGUCGGGCAUGGAGAGUAGCCGUCUUUUCAGCGCCAAACUGGAGCAGCUGGCUAGCAGGACCAACUCGCUGGGGCGAUCUCACGGUGGUCACUACGACUGCCACUCCCUGGAGCGGGCCGAGAGCCUUACGUCCAUGGGCUCCAAAGGCGGCAGCGGCAACGGUGGCAGGGACACAACGAUGCCGCGAUCCGGGAGGAGUUUGACCCGCGGCUCUUCCGUGCCCUCUCCCACCAACGGAAACAACAACAACGUUCCGCAGUCGCCGGUCAAGGGCGGCCAGUCGAAGAUCUCAGCCGUCAGCAAGCUCCUGAUGGCCAGCCCCAAGGCACGCAGCCUGUCCACCUCCAGCACCAAGACUCUCAGCUUCUCCACCAAGUCCCUGCCGCAGUCGGUCAACCGCAGCUCCAGCCUGCCCCCGAACGGCAAGAACCAGAGCGCCGGCUCGUGGUCCACCCAGUCCCUAAGCCGCAGCCGCGGGUCCGGCCUGGCCUCCAAACUGCCCCUGCGGGCGGUCAACGGGCGCAUCUCGGAGCUUCUCCAGGGCAGCGGGGGCUCGCGUGCUGGGCAUGCCCGGGGGGCCUCCGACUCGGAGGAGCGCGGUGGCGGCAGCGGUGGCAGUCGGUCCGCAGCAAGGGGGGAGGAGCGUCCGGUGGUCCACACGCUGCCGUCGCCCUACAGCAAGAUCACGGCGCCCCGUCGGCCGCACCGAUGCAGCAGCGGCCACGCCAGCGACAACAGCAGCGUGCUGAGCGGCGAGCUGCCCCCGGCCAUGGGCAAGACGGCGCUGUUCUACCACAGCGGGGGCAGCAGCGGCUACGAGAGCAUGAUCCGGGACAGCGAGGCCACGGGCAGCACGUCCUCCGCACAGGACUCCAUGAGCGAGAACAGCAGCUCCAUCAGCGGACGCAGAAGCCUCAAGAACUCCAAGAAGAGGAACAACACAGGUACGCAGAGGCGGCGUCUGAUCCCCAACCUGAACCUGGACACAGCGUCGCCGGUGAGGAAGCCCAUGAUCAGCCCGGGGGUGCGCUGGGUGGAUGGCCCCCUGCGGCCCGCUCAGAGGGGCCUGGCCGAACCCUUCGAGAUAAAGGUGUACGAGAUCGAUGACGUGGAGCGCCUGCAGCGGAGGAGGAUGGCCGGAAACAAGGAGGUGGUGUACUUCAGCGCCAAGCUGAAGAUCCUGGAGAACCGACAGCAGCGCAUCUCAGAGGUGCGGGCCAAGUACGACUGGCUCAAGAAGGAGCUGGAGCUGACCAAGCAGCACCUCAUGCUGGAACCCGAGAAGUGGACCACCGAGUUUGAUCUCCAGCAGACGUUCGAGGUGGACUCCCUUGAGUACCUGGAGGCUCUGGAGAUUGUGACGGACCGUCUAGAGACCCGGGUGAACUUCUGCAAAGCCCACCUCAUGAUGAUCACGUGCUUCGACGUCACCUGCCGGCGCCGGUAGAGGAAGUGGCUGCUGCAAUCGGUUGUCAGGGGUGAGAAUGAGCAAAGGACCAUGGGAAGUCGAAUUGUCUUGACCUCUCUGAUUGUUUUUGGACGAGUUUGGACCGUGAGGAAGUAGGACAAGUGGUUCAUCCUUCAAACGGUGACCAGGAAGAAUGGAAAAACACAAAAGACUAUUUUUCUAAAGUAGGAUCAUGAGACUGGACACUGGGAGGACAAGAAAAAUAAAAAAAAAAAGACACGAAUGGAAGUUUUUAUCAGAGGAUGGCCCAUCUCCCCGGACUAGUCAAGCACUUUUUAAAAAACAAAAACUUGGUGUUGUGGGAUGUAAAUACAAUUUGUUUGCUUGCUUUGAAACAAGGCCUGAAAAACAGGAGGGCAUGGUCAUGAGAAAAAGAAAAUUGAAAAUAAAAUGAAAAUGAAGAUGAAAAAGAAAAGGUGAACUGAGGACAACAAGUGCCUUGUAAACACUUAGAUAUCAAACCAUUUUCCUGUAAGGUGUACAGCUGGUGCUAGCUUGACUAGUUAACGUUAAAGAGAAGAGAAAAAAACAGCUCGUUUGACUCGGUGUUUUAUCCCUUGGAGUAGCUGUCUUUCAGUACUUUGUAUAUGUAUUGUUAAACAUUAGUUACAUGCAACAUACAAACUGUUCUGUGUACGUUUUCUAUUAUCAUUACUAUCAGUGUUCAUUUUCUAUUCUCAGAGACAGUAGGAACCGCUAAGAGAGAUUGGUGCAGGGCAGGAUGGGCCAGUGUAUGUAUGUGCCAUCUUCUCCUGUAACACACACACACACACACACACACACACACACACACACACACACACACACACACACACACACACACACACACACACACACACACACACACA